AUGUUGAGCUCAGGCCACAGGAAGCCCAACAACAACAAAUGUCAUAUCAACUAUGACCCUGGGGCAUGCCCCAAUAAUAACCUUCGUGGUGACUAUGACCCUGGGGCGUGCCCCAAUAAUAACCUUCGUGGUGACUAUGACCCUGGCACAUGCCCCAAUAGUUACCUUCGUGGUGACUAUGACCCUGGGGCAUGCCCCAGAAAUAACCUUCGUGGUGACUAUGACCCUGGGGCAUGCCUCAAUAAUAACCUUCGUGGUGACUAUGACCCUGGGGCAUGCCUCAAUAAUAACCUUCGUGGUGACUAUGACCCUGGGGCAUGCCUCAAUAAUAACCUUCGUGGUGACUAUGACCCUGGGGUAUGCCUCAAUAAUAACCUUUGUAAUGACUAUGACCCUGGGGCAUGCCCCAAUAAUAACCUUCGUGGUGACUAUGACCCUGGGACAUGCCUCAAUAAUAACCUUCGUGGUGACUAUGACCCUGGGAUAUGCCCCAGUAAUAACCUUCGUGGUGACUAUGACCCUGGGAUAUGCCCCAGUAAUAACCUUCGUGGUGACUAUGACCCUGGGACAUGCCCCAGUAAUAACCUUCGUGGUGACUAUGACCCUGGGGCAUGCCCCAAUAAUAACCUUUGUAAUGACUAUGACCCUGGGGCAUGCCCCAAUAAUAACCUUUGUAAUGACUAUGACCCUGGGGUAUGCCUCAAUAAUAACCUUCGUGGCGACUACGACCCUGGGACAUGCCCCAAUAAUAACCUUUGUAAUGACUAUGACCCUGGGGCAUGCCCCAAUAAUAACCUUUGUAAUGACUAUGACCCUGGGGCAUGCCCCAAUAAUAACCUUCGUGGUGACUAUGACCCUGGGGCAUGCCCCAAUAAUAACCUUCGUGGUGACUAUGACCCUGGGGCAUGCCUCAAUAAUAACCUUCGUGGUGACUAUGACCCUGGGAACUUUCGUGGUGACUAUGACCAUGGGGAAUGCCUCAAUAAUAACCUUCGUGGUGAGUAUGACCCUGGGGCAUGGCCCAAUAAUAACCUUCGUGGUGACUAUGACCCUGUGGCAUGGCCCAAUAAUAACCUUCGUGGUGACUAUGACCAUGGGACAUGCCCCAGUAAUAAUCUUCGUGGUGAUUAUGACCCUGGGGCAUGCUCCAAUAAUAACCUUUGUAAUGACUAUGACCCUGGGGCAUGCCCCAAUAAUAACCUUCGUGGUGACUAUGACCCUUGGGCAUGCCUCAAUAAUAACCUUCGUGGCGACUACGACCCUGGGACAUGCCCCAAUAAUAACCUUUGUAAUGACUAUGACCCUGGGGCAUUCCCCAAUAAUAACCUUCGUGGUGACUAUGACCCUGGGACAUGCCUCAAUAAUAACCUUCGUGGUGACUAUGACCCUGGGACAUGCCCCAGUAAUAACCUUCGUGGUGACUAUGACCCUGGGACAUGGCCUAGUAAUAACCUUCGUGGUGACAAUGACCCUGGGGCAUGCCCCAAUAAUAACCUUUGUAAUGACUAUGACCCUGGGGCAUGCCCCAAUAAUAACCUUCGUGGUGACUAUGACCCUGGGGCAUGCCUCAAUAAUAACCUUCGUGGUGACUAUGACCCUGGGGCAAGCCCCAAUAAUAACCUUUGUAAUGACUAUGACCCUGGGGCAUGCCCCAAUAAUAACCUUUGUAAUGACUAUGACCCUGGGGCAUGCCUCAAUAAUAACCUUCGUGGUGACUAUGACCCUGGGACAUGCCCCAAUAAUAACCUUCGUGGUGACUAUGACCCUGGGACAUGCCCCAAUAAUAACCUUCGUGGUGACUAUGACACUGGGACACGCCCCAAUAAUAACCUUCGUGGUGACUAUGACCCUGGGGCAUGCCCCAAUAAUAACCUUCGUGGUGACUAUGACCCUGGGGCAUGCCCCAAUAAUAACCUUCGUGGUGACUAUGACCCUGGGGCAUGCCCCAAUAAUAACCUUCGUGGUGACUAUGACCCUGGGGCAUGCCCCAAUAAUAACCUUCGUGGUGACUAUGACCCUGGGGCAUGCCCCAAUAAUAAGCUUCGUGGUGACUAUGACCCUGGGGCAUGCCCCAAUAAUAACCUUCGUGGUGACUAUGACCCUGGGGCAUGCCCCAAUAAUAACCUUCGUGGUGACUAUGACCCUGGGACAUGCCCCAAUAAUAACCUUUGUAAUGACUAUGACCCUGGGGCAUGCCCCAAUAAUAACCUUCGUGGUGACUAUGACCCUGGGACAUGCCUCAAUAAUAACCUUCGUGGUGACUAUGACCCUGGGACAUGCCCCAGUAAUAACCUUCGUGGUGACUAUGACCCUGGGACAUGGCCUAGUAAUAACCUUCGUUGUGACUAUGACCCUGGGGCAUGCCCCAAUAAUAACCUUCGUGGUGACUAUGACCCUGGAGCAUGCCCUAAUAAUUACCUUUGUGGUGACUAUGACCCUGGGGCAUGCCCCAAUAAUAACUUUCGUGGUGACUAUGACCCUGGGGCAUGCCCUAAUAAUAACCUUCGUGGUGACUAUGACCUUGGGGCCUGGCCCAAUAAUAACCUUCGUGGUGACUAUGACCAUGGGACAUGCCUUAAUAAUAACCUUCCGUGA
This is a messenger RNA of Nematostella vectensis (starlet sea anemone), 2595 nucleotides long. RefSeq names its product protein dopey homolog PFC0245c-like. The transcript has 3 exons. Lineage: Eukaryota; Metazoa; Cnidaria; Anthozoa; Actiniaria; Edwardsiidae. The record is from RefSeq and is a predicted model, not a curated record. Bases 1 to 2595 code for a protein of 864 amino acids.